GUCACAAAAGACAAGGUCACAAAAAAACAAGGUCACAAAAGACAAAGGUGUAUUCUUCCAACUACAGUAUAGAGUAAGUAGCUGGAAGAAUACACCACCACAACGGAUCAUCAAUUCCCCGACUCCCCAAAAUCCCCAACGUCCCCAAGCAACCCACCAUCAAGAAACCACACCACUCUCCAAGCCCCUCCCCUCUGUGCCAAAUACCCAGAUGGCCACCUCCCUCCGCCUCCCCCUCCGCCUCCCCCUCCGCCUCCCCCCCCUCCGCCUCACCACCCUCACCACCCGCACCUACCACUCCAACAACCACCCUCCCCCACCCGGCCCCUUCAACGCAAUCGAGUCCCAAAUCCUCUCAGCCUCCCUCCCCCACAUCCCAACCCACGGCUUCACACCCACCUCCCUCCACCUCGGCGCCAAAGACGCCGGCUACCUCGAUGCAUCUACCAACCUCUUCCCCACCGCUGCCUUCGGUCUCGUCCAGUACUAUCUCUAUACCCAGCGCCACGCUCUCGCCUCGCGGACCGAUAUCACCAACCCCGUCGUGGACCCGAGCACCAACACCAGGCCGCCGGGCGUGGGAGCCAAAGUCAAAGCCUUAACCUGGGCCCGGCUGCAAGCCAAUGCGGGAGUAGCUUCCAAGCUCCCCGAGGCACUGGCAUUAAUGUCGUUGUUCGGCAACAUCCGCCCCUCGCUGAAGGAACUACAUCUUCUCGCCGACGAAAUAUGGUUCUUGGCCGGAGACGUAGCGGUCGAUUCGAGCUGGUACACUAAGCGCGCGAGUCUAGGGGCGCUGUAUGCGGCGAGCGAGGUGUUUAUGAGUACGGAUACGAGUGAGGGGUUUGGCGCGACGAGGGAGUUUUUGGAGAGGAGGUUUGGCGAUUCCAGGACUGUGGGGGAGGCGGUUGAGGGGGUGGGGGAGUGGGUUGGGUUUCAGAUGGGGGCGGCGGUGAGUUUGUUGAGGAGUAAGGGCGUUAGGAUUUGAGGAGGAAGGGAGAGGGAGAAUAGAUUGUAGGGGGGGGUGGUGUGGUUGUCUAUCAUAUGGGUAGCUGUCGGAUUAUUGAAAAGGGGCGGGUUCGAGAAUGGGUUGCUGUUUCCAAUCACUAUCACAAGGGCGAAUGCAUGCUUCCAUUUCCAUGUUUUAGACGGGUAUCUUCAAGCAUAGCAAUGAAAGCGCUUGCUGAGCCAUUAGG
Pseudogymnoascus destructans is the source of this 1193-nucleotide messenger RNA. It is a transcript of the gene COQ9, whose product is annotated as coenzyme Q. The coding region runs from base 212 to 985 and encodes 257 amino acids. Gene Ontology annotation, cellular component: mitochondrial inner membrane. Gene Ontology annotation, molecular function: lipid binding. NCBI's taxonomy places the organism in Eukaryota, Fungi, Ascomycota, Leotiomycetes, Thelebolales, Thelebolaceae. The record is from RefSeq and is a predicted model, not a curated record. Gene Ontology annotation, biological process: ubiquinone biosynthetic process. The transcript has a single exon.